Molecule: messenger RNA, 702 nt
Organism: Rhododendron vialii
Lineage: Eukaryota; Viridiplantae; Streptophyta; Magnoliopsida; Ericales; Ericaceae
Product: protein LITTLE ZIPPER 4
Exons: 3
Coding region: 82-468 (128 amino acids)
Source: RefSeq, a predicted model, not a curated record
AGCUCACUGGUCGGCGGCAGUUCCCUUGAUGAGAGCUCCUAAAGAGCUUUGUUGGGGCAUUGAUGAUGACGACGACGAUGAAUGAAGUUAGGAAAAGAAUUGACCCAAGCGGAGAAAGCAUGUCUUCUAUUUGGAGGAAGAACCAUAAAGUCCAAAAAGCAAGCAGGUAAAACGAUGUUUCAAGAGAGGCGGCUCGCAGUUUCAAGCCCUUUGACACUCUGGGAGCAAUACAAGCAUCUUAUAGGCAUGGAGAAGCUGAACUCUCAGCUAUAUUUACAGAACUGUCACAUAAUCAAAGAAAAUGAAAGGCUAAGGAAAAAGGCUCAACGGCUCAACCAGGAGAACCAGGCCCUAUUAUCCGAACUGAAGCAGAAACUCAACAAAGCCAAGUCCAACCCCAAGCCCAAAUCAGAACACAACAUUUGCUCCACUUCCACUUCAAGCCCAAUGAAUUCCAACAAUUUCUAAUCACAUGAUUAACAAGACCCAAUGUGAGGGUUUUGUGCAAAAUAUACAAAUCUUUUCUCUGAUAUAAAGCACUCCCUCCGUUCUAAAAUGGUAGUACUCUACAAAAAAAACGUGCAAUUUUCGGAUAAAAAAGUAAAGUACUUUUCUUCUCACAAAAUUAAAGAUCUAGAUUAGUUCUUCAAUUUGGGGCAAAAAUUGUACGUAUUUUCACGGGGGACUAUCAUUUUGGGACGG